This is a messenger RNA of Drosophila suzukii, 1079 nucleotides long. RefSeq names its product melanization protease 1. Gene Ontology annotation, molecular function: serine-type endopeptidase activity. Gene Ontology annotation, biological process: proteolysis. Lineage: Eukaryota; Metazoa; Arthropoda; Insecta; Diptera; Drosophilidae. The record is from RefSeq and is a predicted model, not a curated record.
UGAAGCUCGUCUUAUCGGGAAUUGUUUUUUUAGCCUGUCUUUUUAAUGGCACUAAAAAAGGAUCAGCACGCUUGCUUGAUAGGAACUGUGGAAUAUCAACGAUUGACGAUAUAGAGGGUCUUAUUCAUGACGGUAACAAAACAUCUAUUAAGGAGAACCCAUGGAUGGUAAUGAUCACUAGAAAAAAUGGUCUUUCGUUUGAUUUUGUGUGUGGCGGCACGCUCAUCACAACACGCUUAGUUCUUUCGGCUGCGCAUUGCCUUUAUUUUGAUGACACAUAUUUGCACUUGGGCGAUUAUUUAAUAAAAGAUCCAGAACCAGUUUGCACUUCGGAUAAAUGCAUACCAAAGAUGUAUAAUCAUAUAGCCGAUAUGAAAUUUGUUCACAGAGAUUACAAAGGAAGUAUUGCAGAUAGAAGUAGGAAGUUCGACAUAGGCAUGUUUCGAAUGAAGGAAGAGGUGACAUAUUCAGAUUAUGUUCGACCUAUAUGUCUACUCGUCGAUGAGCCAAUAAUUCAGGCUAGGCAAUUUAACAUCACCGGCUGGGGUAAGACUAAACAGGAGCAACCAGUUAACCGGAUUUUACAAACAGGGACCGUUUACUCAAUCAAUAAUUCCUAUUGUGACUUCAAGUAUAGUACUCAUACUGAUCAAUCCCAGAUUUGUGUCGCCAGUAAUUCAACUGGCUCAUGUGAAGGCGACUCUGGAGGCCCACUUAGCUCAAUGAUGUUUUACGAAAAUACGAACAGGACUUUUCAGUACGGUUUGGUCAGCUUUGGUUCUGAAAAAUGCAUUAAGGAAUCUGUAUUAGGUGUUCUCACAAACGUAACCCAAUACAUGAAAUGGAUCGAGAAUGUAGUAGAGGUUUCCGAAACUCAGUAUCCAGGUAACAGCGGUUUCUGGCAUAAAAUUACUAUAAUCCCACUCUGAUUUGAAGGGCAGCAUCUUAAGCUCCUUUUUGUAAAUAAAAUUAACUUUAACAAGAGAGGAAGCUAACUUCGGCACGCCAAAGUUUCUAUACCCUUGCAGGUCGUUACCGUUUCGGAAACGUAUGCAUUACUGCGUUGCAAACUUCUGACU